CGAGAAGUUAUUCUACGCGGAUGUAGUUGCAGAUGAAAUUUCGAACGUGCAAUCUCCUGAAGAAGUAUAAUUUUAUAUAACUUCUUGUAAAAUAUCCACGUCGCAUCUUUCUUUCAUCACUCUCAUCUCUGUGCUAAUCGUCUUGCCAGCUCUUAAUAUUGCAUCAUAAAAUUCAAAUGUUCUUUGAAGAAAUUGUAUUACAAAUUGUGACGAAGAGAACUGUGUAUUACAAAAAGAUAUUAAUAUUAUAGAUUGUGCUAAACUUUCUGACGAGAAUGGAGCAAAUUGGAAGAUCUAAAAAGUACAUUUCACCACAUACAUCUACGUGGUCUGCUAAUCAAACCAUUAAUGGUAGAGUUCUACCUGAUGUAUAUUGGCAAUAUACACAAAGAAGCAAUCAAGAUACCAUUGAUAAAAGUACCAGACGCCAACAAAGUCCUAUGCCAGAAUCGGUGAACUAUUAUUCUUCCGCAAAUUCUUACAAAACUUUAAAACAUAACACUUAUCCAUACUCAACACAUCCGAAACAAUCUUCUGCUCUUCACGCGGAAGUACCACAGCGAUACCAACAGAUUACUACAAAAUCUGCUAGAAAUAAAGAUCGUAUUGAUAAUGUUGAUGUUAUAAACAAAGAUCGAUAUAAGACUCAACAAGAAGAUGAAAAUAAUACAGAAUAUAUCGAUGACGAACUAGGAAACUUUACGGAAGAUAAUUUAGAAGAAGACGCUGAAGAGGAAGCGGAGAACAAUCGAUCUCUUCGAAAUGACAAAAGAGUCGAGGAGUCCAUCAAUAAGGAAUACGAUGAGCAGGAAGCAGACGAUGAAAUAGAUGAAGAAUCUGAUGCACCUGCCGAAACACAAGCUAUACAACGUAAUGCAGUUAAGAAAGAUGCAUUGUUGCGAGCACAGCGAAUGCGAAUGAUUAACCAGCAACAAGAUCCACAUAGAAUUCGUUAUUCUCAACAAGCACCAAAACUGUAUCCAGCUUAUCAUUUACCAACAAGGUACUACCAUAAUGCACAUGAGCACGAUAUCCAUGAAACGUUGUCGGAGGAAGAUCUGUACACGGCUCAAGCAGUGAAAAAUUCUCCUCGAAGAUUAUCUAUGGGCUAUCAAAAUUGGAUUCCGCAAAGGAGUUCAACAGAUCGAUAUGACACAAUGGCCUCAUUAACUCAACCGAGUCACCGAGCACGGACAAGACCAGAAAUAAAGUCAUUUACGGAGGCAGAACUUGCUGAUAGGAGAAAGUGUAGCCGUUGCGGUACUAUCUCAACCAGGAAACCAUCAACUUCGAGAAGGAACAAUUGUAGAUUUCAGAUUAAUCCUAACUUCUCGACAAAGACUCGUUUUGGCGAUGAUGCGGAGAUACUCGAUCAAUCUUGGUGCAACCAUUGUAAGCCGAAACAUCAUUUUGAAGGAAAUAUUAGGCCUUGUGAAAUUCCAAUCUCAGCUUUAUAUUCAAUGAAAUCACGACGUCCCAGGAAUAGUAAUAUACCAUUGCACGAAACGUUAGAAGAAAAACAUCCAAUGGAUGAGAUAUCGCAUGAGUUCGCACGGAUGUCAUCCAGAUAUACCAAAGAUACGCCAAACACUUUGCGAGAUAGAACCAGACAUUCUGCGCAGGCAGCACAAGGCGCAACUAGAAUAUCUGCUCGUUAUGAUCCUUAAAUAUUUUCCUAAAUUUUAUCACUUUUAU
Trachymyrmex cornetzi is the source of this 1695-nucleotide messenger RNA. RefSeq lists its product as uncharacterized. The coding region runs from base 276 to 1667 and encodes 463 amino acids. The transcript has 6 exons. The record is from RefSeq and is a predicted model, not a curated record. Lineage: Eukaryota; Metazoa; Arthropoda; Insecta; Hymenoptera; Formicidae.